Molecule: messenger RNA, 2026 nt
Organism: Cheilinus undulatus (humphead wrasse)
Lineage: Eukaryota; Metazoa; Chordata; Actinopteri; Labriformes; Labridae
Gene: htatsf1
Product: HIV-1 Tat specific factor 1
Exons: 10
Coding region: 192-1532 (446 amino acids)
Biological process (GO): mRNA splicing, via spliceosome
Cellular component (GO): U2 snRNP; U2-type spliceosomal complex
Molecular function (GO): RNA binding
Source: RefSeq, a predicted model, not a curated record
UCGCGGACUGCGAGGGAUGAACGGUUUCGUGCUGGAAUAAUAGUUAUAUAUUAAUUGUAAAUAAGUGUAAAACUAAUACAUAAUAAAAACGGAACCACUUUGUACUCAUUGGUUGAGUGUUUAGCCGGUUGCAGUUUAUUCAUAAGUUUUAGCGACAUAUUUCACGUUCACCUGGAUUAUCGUUGUGAAAGAUGAGUGGUGGGCCAGAUUCCAACAAAGAGUUUAUGGAGCAGCUGCGUAUGCAGGAACUGUACGGCCAGAGAAAUGAGGAUGGCUCUGAUCCCUACACAUACACUGAUCCAGAGGACGGGACUGUGUAUGACUGGGAUCAUGAAAAGAAGGCCUGGUUCCCUAAAAUAACCGAAGACUUCAUUGCAGCGUACCAGGCCAAUUAUGGCUUUACCAAGGAAGGAGAUCCAGAUGCAAAUAACACAGCAGUAAGUAGCACAGACCCCACAGCCCCAGAACAAGAAAGCAAGCCUUCAACAAAGGAGAAACCAGGAGAUGCAUCUCAGAACCAAAAGCAAGACCAGACUGAGGCUCCAGCUAAAGAUGCCAAGCAGAAAGCAGAAAAGAGGAAAGCAGAUCCAGGAUGGUUUGAUAUUGAUGACAAUAAAAACACAAACGUCUACGUGUCAGGCCUUCCUCCUGACAUCAGCACAGAAGAGUUUGUUGAGAUGAUGUCCAAAUGCGGCAUUGUGAUGCGGGAUCCCAUCACUGAAGAGUAUAAGGUCAAACUCUACAAGGACAAAGAUGGAAAUCUUAAAGGAGAUGGCCUCUGCUGCUAUCUCAAGAAGGAGUCUGUGGGGUUGGCAAUGCGCCUGAUUGAUGAAUCAGAGGUCAGAGGAUACAAACUCCACGUGGAACCAGCCCGGUUUGAGCUGAAGGGCCAGUAUGAUGCCAGCAAGAAAAAGAAGAAAAACAAAGAUUAUAGGAAGAAAUUGCAGCAGCAACAGAAACAGUUGGACUGGAGGCCAGAGAAGAAAGGAGAAUUAAGGAAGAGGCAUGAAAAAGUUGUUAUCAUCAGAAACAUGUUCCAUCCUAGUGACUUUGAGGAAGACCCACUUGUGCUGAAUGAAUAUCGAGAAGAUCUGCGACUAGAAUGUGAGAAGUUUGGGGAGGUCAAGAAAGUCAUCCUCUUUGAUAGGCACCCAGAUGGUGUGGCAUCCGUUGCCUUUAAGGAGCCAGAGCAAGCCGAUGCAUGCAUUCUGUCUUUCAAUGGUCGCUGGUUUGGAGGAAGACAGCUGUCAGCUCAGCUUUGGGAUGGAACAACAGACUAUCAGGUGGAAGAGACGUCACGUGAGCGGGAGGAGCGGCUGAAGGGCUGGUCCUCUUUCCUUGAAGGAGGCGGUCAAGGUCAGCAGGACAAUGUCACCAAGCAGGCAGAGAGCAGCACUAGCACAGAAACCACAGAGCCGUCCAGCACCACAGAGCCUGAACAGGAGCCAGUCACAGAGCAGCAGCAUCUGCAGGAACAGGGAGCAGACUCUACAGACAGCAGCCUGGCAGGAAGUGAUGACGAGGAAGCUUAGACACUUCGAUGCACAUCUCUAGUCCCCAACUAGUACUGUCCUGACUGAAGAUGAACUGUGGGAAAGUGUCAGGGGCGGGACAGUAAGGACAGUUUGGGCUGUUUUGUAAUGUAGAAAAUAAAACUGAUUUUGUGUACCCUAUGUUCAUCUUUGUAUUUAACAUUGUAAAGAGCUGAUUAUGGUCAACUCUUUAUAAACCUCAUUGUGUUGGUUUGAUUAUUUUUCUAAUCAUCCUACAUUAUUUAUGAGCUACAAAAAUAACAGCAUUUAUUACUCUAUUUUUAUUGCAAAUGACUCCAUGUUCUUUCAGACUUUCAGUAAAUAAGAGAUAUUUUUAGCUAAACUAGAAUGCAAACAGCGGUUACACACAAUUAUGUUUUCCACCAGAUCAAAACUACGACUUACACCACUACUGACUGCAGUUGCAGAAAAUUGAUAUGCAGUUAUAUGGAUGGAUAGGGUUUUUUUUUUUUCAGUCAGACUUGCAGAUUGUA